AUAAGUAAGCUUACUUAUACUGUGCUGCUGAAUCAGCAGCAAUUAGCAUUUAGCAUCAACAGUGAUCAGUAGUUGUGCGAGCGAACGCAUUUCUGCGUCCACGCAUGUCAGUCGUCGGUCGCCGGCGGCUGCGAGCCUGUCGGUAUCACCGCAGUCGUCCAACAAGUGUCAAAGUUGUUGCCGAGACAUAGUAGGAGCGAAAACAUCAGUCUCAACGUCUUCUGUCGCGAUUCUUUAUUACGUCUCUUCUACAGUAACCUUCAUUAUUACGAGCGGCACCCUGGCAAAAUGGGCAUCUGGGAAAUAAUCGAUUUCGCAUCGCUUGACCGAGACAUUCAGGAGCUGAUUAAGGAGAGCGCGGUGGUGCGUGAGAACGCGUAUUCGCCGUACAGUAAGUUCAAGGUCGGCGCCGCGGUACGAUGCGUUGACGGUAGCAUUUCACGGGGCUGUAACGUGGAGAAUGCGUCCUAUCCGGCGGGAGUGUGCGCCGAGGUCACGGCAAUCGCACGGGCCGUGUCAGAAGGGAAGCGAAAGUUUACAGCGCUGGCCGUGGUCGCUGAUCAGGAAAACACUUCGUUUACCACGCCGUGCGGAGUGUGCAGGCAGUUUAUGUCCGAGUUCGACGUAAACAUGGCCAUCUACUUGACGAGAUCCGAUAUGAAGAAAGUUCUACGGACUAAGGUGAACGAACUAUUGCCGCUCUCGCCCUUCUGCGCAAACGAUACGAAGACUUCAUAAUUUAUCCUCAUUGUUGAAGGCGAUGUUGAAACAACACGGAUGCUACAACGGAAGGCGUUGAAUUUUUCUAUGUCCAUAGUAAUUUAUCCAGAACUGAACUGAUUGUAAAUCUUGUUAUAUAUCAUAUAAUUCGGCAUAUCAGUACGAGACUUUAUUUCAAUGAAAUUAAGAUUGUGACGAUGCAUAAGUA
This is a messenger RNA of Cyphomyrmex costatus, 928 nucleotides long. Its product is annotated as cytidine deaminase. Gene Ontology annotation, molecular function: cytidine deaminase activity; zinc ion binding. The record is from RefSeq and is a predicted model, not a curated record. Gene Ontology annotation, cellular component: cytosol. The transcript is spliced from 2 exons. Lineage: Eukaryota; Metazoa; Arthropoda; Insecta; Hymenoptera; Formicidae. Bases 289 to 738 code for a protein of 149 amino acids.